This is a messenger RNA of Sphaerodactylus townsendi, 2126 nucleotides long. RefSeq names its product Kruppel like factor 15 (gene KLF15). The transcript is spliced from 4 exons. Gene Ontology annotation, molecular function: RNA polymerase II cis-regulatory region sequence-specific DNA binding; DNA-binding transcription factor activity, RNA polymerase II-specific. The record is from RefSeq and is a predicted model, not a curated record. Gene Ontology annotation, biological process: regulation of transcription by RNA polymerase II. The coding region runs from base 439 to 1650 and encodes 403 amino acids. Lineage: Eukaryota; Metazoa; Chordata; Lepidosauria; Squamata; Sphaerodactylidae.
UGCUAGGAGAGCUAAAGGACACAUCACCAGCCGCGUUGCUGGUUGCCCAUCAGGACCCCGUUUGCCUCGAGGCGACUCUCAAGGACAACAGUGGCCACCAUUUGCCUAGGAAGAAAUUGGGGCUUUUUGACAUUUCCUUCAUAUAGAUGCAUGUUUCAAUGUCAAGAGGAGCCGCUGUUUACUGGGAUCUCUUUGCACAUUAAAAAGCGCCUGGGGGCUUUCCUUACCCCCCACCGCGGGGAUUGACAGGACAGUUGAGUUUACAUCAGUACUUGCCCUGGUAAACUGAUCGAUCACAAUCCAAAGAAGCGUUAGGUGAGCUGAAAUCCACUGAUUAUAAGUGGGCUUAAGAAUACCUAAUUCUAUACUGACGUAUAAAGAGAGGUUUUUGACUGCUGGUACAUGCUGGUGGGAUAUCCAUAAAGCGAUCAUCCAGGAAUGGUGGAUCACUUUCUUCCUGCGGAUGAAUCUUUCUCAUCCACAAGACCCACUAUUGGAUAUUUUGGGGACAUGACAGCUAUUGGGCAGUCAUACCAAAUGCUGCCUUCCCCUUUGUCAGAAGACGACAGUGAUUCUUCAAGCUUUUGUUCUUGUUCCAGCCCUGAUUCCCAAGUUCUUGGUUCAAGCUAUGGGAGUUCAUCAAGUAUGGAAAGUCAGGACAGUAUCUUGGACUACUUGUUGUCCCAAGCAUCUUUUGGGAAUGGCCCUUCCUCUUGGUGGGAUAAAAGGAGACUUCAGCCCAUUGUGAAGGAGGAACAUUUUAGGAUGCCAGAGUUUAUGGUGGAGAUGGAAGAUUCUGGACCAUUUCAGCCCACCCUUGAGGAGAUUGAGGAGUUUCUAGAAGAGAACAUGCAAGCAGACUUCAAGGAAGGGCCUAAAAGUGAGACCAAAGACAUAAGAGCAUGUAGCCAGAUUACCAUGGCUUCCAUACAGCAAAAAGACCACACGGUGCCAAGUAAUAAUUUAAAAGACAGUAAAAGUGAACAAUCAAGCAGCACAAUGGAAAGUAGCCAUGCAUCAAAUGGAGGAGUGUCCCUUGAUGGAGGGAUACCGGUCAUGCUCCAAAUCCAACCAGUGCAAGUGAAACAGGCAACAAACACGAGCCCUAGUUCACAAGGACCAGUGCAAGAGAACAUUAAAAUUGCACAACUCCUAGUCAACAUCCAAGGGCAGACAUUUGCACUUGUGCCACAGCUUGUUCAAUCGUCCAACUUGAACUCAUCCUCCAAAUUUGUUCGCAUAGCCCCAGUUCCAAUUGCUGCAAAACCUCUUGGACCAGGAGGUACAAUCCAGGGUCAAACUGGCGUAAUCAUGGGUCAAAAGUUUCAAAAGAACCCUGCAGCUGAACUUAUUAAAAUGCACAAAUGUACUUUCCCUGGAUGUACCAAGAUGUACACUAAAAGCAGCCAUUUGAAAGCCCACCUGAGAAGGCACACAGGAGAAAAACCUUUUGCAUGCACUUGGCCUGGUUGUGGAUGGAGGUUCUCCCGAUCAGAUGAGCUUUCUCGACAUCGGAGGUCCCACUCUGGAGUGAAGCCUUACCAGUGUCCAGUGUGCGAGAAGAAAUUUGCUCGAAGUGACCACUUGUCCAAGCAUGUCAAAGUUCACCGGUUCCCUAGGAGCAACCGCUCCAUGCGUUCCAUUAACUGAUGCCUCCUGGCCCGCACCUUUUCACUUCUCCGUCCAAGAACAGCCACUGGCAGCACUUUGUCCUGUAUCUUUCUUGUGAUAAUUUAUUGGUCUCCAUGUAACAGGCCACAUCAUGACUAAACAGAGCCCCCCCCCCUGCAUCCUGUGUUUUGCCUCAACACCAUUUUUGCCUUAUUGCUUCCCUUUUCUUUGUUGCUGCCUCUUCCUUUGAAAAUUAUAGUAUUUUAUUUUUAGCUGUUUUCUCCUGCAUCGAUGUAAUUUAUGGGCUACUUGCUGCUAGUUAAUUAUAGUUCUGGCAUUCCUGAGGGCUUUGCUGAUGUACAGGGCUAUUCAUUGUGAGUUUUUAUUAAGCUGGCCUAUUUGUCCAGUUUGGAAACAGCAAAUUCCUUUGGAAAUGAAAACAACUCAUUUGUUUUUGUGGGAUGUCAUUUUUUUUUAAUGCUGCUGCUGGUGCUGGUGGUGGUGCUGUGUUUUUU